CGCGGGCGGUGUGAGCGAGGCCGCGGCCCGCGGGGGCGAUGGAUAAACUGACCAUCAUCUCAGGAUGUCUCUUUCUGGCCGCCGACAUCUUCGCCAUCGCCAGCGUCGCCAACCCGGACUGGAUCAACACCGGGGAGUCCGCCGGAGCACUCACAGUGGGCCUUGUGCGACAGUGUCAGACCAUCCAUGGACGUGACAGGACGUGUAUUCCUCCUCGGCUCCCCCCAGAGUGGGUCACGACAUUAUUUUUCAUCAUCAUGGGAAUCAUUUCAUUGACUGUCACAUGUGGUUUGCUAGUGGCUUCACACUGGCGAAGAGAAGCUACUAAAUAUGCUCGUUGGAUAGCAUUCACUGGAAUGAUCCUUUUCUGUAUGGCAGCCCUAAUAUUCCCAAUAGGAUUUUACAUCAAUGAAGUUGGAGGUCAACCAUAUAAAUUGCCCAACAAUACAGUAGUUGGGUCAUCAUAUGUACUGUUUGUCUUAUCCAUUUUCUUUACAAUAGUGGGACUUUUAUUUGCUGGCAAAGUUUGUUUACCUGGCUGAUGAAUGUCGAAAACUGCUUGACUUUAUUUUUCCUUUUUUUUUCGGGAGUAAAACAGAGGCAAGGCAUCAGAGAGGUGCAUUCUCAGGAGAAUGCCCAGAUCGGACUUGCUGACGUUCGGAAAAGAGGAAUGCUUUGACUUGUUCUCACUAUGCACUUUGGAGAAAAAGGAGAGCCUUUUCCAUAACCAAAUACAGACAACAUUGACUAAUCUCCUGAGCAUAUUCAUGCAGUCAGGUCUGCACUGUGAUAGCAACCUAGUCAAGAAGAAUGCUUUCUAUUGAAAAGCAUAUGGCCCUUUGUUACUGUACCAGUUCGUUUUUAACUUCUAACAGUUCAUUUCCAGGGGGAGGGGAGAAAAAGUAUUUAUGAACUUCAUGAUGGACCAUAGGGUUGCAAGAGAAGUCCAAGUGGGGCUGGCCUCACUGUCUAGGAAAUUAGUGUUCACAGCUUCCUUGUGAUGGGGAAAAACCUUUGACACUAAAAUGGAUUGUCACUGCAUUUCUGCACCAAGAUGCCAAUAGAUCAAAUUGUGUGUGCUCAGAUGUAUGUAAAAAAAAAAAUCCUUAAAUUCUCUUA
Messenger RNA from Tachyglossus aculeatus (Australian echidna), 1119 nucleotides. It is a transcript of the gene MOSMO, whose product is annotated as modulator of smoothened. The record is from RefSeq and is a predicted model, not a curated record. The transcript has 3 exons. Bases 39 to 542 code for a protein of 167 amino acids. Lineage: Eukaryota; Metazoa; Chordata; Mammalia; Monotremata; Tachyglossidae. Gene Ontology annotation, biological process: negative regulation of smoothened signaling pathway. Gene Ontology annotation, cellular component: ciliary membrane; Golgi apparatus.